Messenger RNA from Mercenaria mercenaria, 564 nucleotides. RefSeq lists its product as uncharacterized. The transcript is spliced from 4 exons. The coding region runs from base 122 to 448 and encodes 108 amino acids. The record is from RefSeq and is a predicted model, not a curated record. NCBI's taxonomy places the organism in Eukaryota, Metazoa, Mollusca, Bivalvia, Venerida, Veneridae.
UCAUUGUUCUGUUUUUAUUUUUUGUGUUUUUUUUCAGCGUAAGCACAUUAAUAUAUAAAAGAUCGAACAAUUCAUAUUUGUUUAUCAGUCAACGAAAAGUUAUAUCCGAAUAGUGAUUACAAUGAUGGAUAAAUUUUUGCUGGUUGUACUGGUUUUGCAUUGUUUAGUUGUGACUUUUACUUACGGAUUCCCCACACCGUGUAAAGAAGUUGGCGAGGAUUGCAGUGGAGAAACUGGUCCACAGAAAACUUGUCUAGAAGAUUGUGAUGAGUAUGGUAGUAUCUGCAAAUUAGUUUGUUUGUCAGAAAAUGAAGCCAAAAUCUUACAGUGGACAGAGGAAUUGACCGGAACGGGAUACGGAAGCGAAAAUGUAUAUAAAAGAGUAAAACGAGCAAAAAUCAAAAUAAAGAUUAAAAAAAAUAAAGUCAAAAUUAAAUAUAAGAGCUAGGAAGAAAACAACAUGUCGUCGAAGCUUGCCCGUAACAUAAUAAACGGUCUUGCAGAUAUAGCUGAUGUAAAACAUUUAAACAUUGAACUGUGUAUUAUAUUUUGUUGAACAGAAAG